Mercenaria mercenaria is the source of this 1606-nucleotide messenger RNA. RefSeq lists its product as uncharacterized. The record is from RefSeq and is a predicted model, not a curated record. Lineage: Eukaryota; Metazoa; Mollusca; Bivalvia; Venerida; Veneridae. Bases 217 to 528 code for a protein of 103 amino acids. The transcript is spliced from 8 exons.
GUAGCUAUUUCUGAGAAGAGCCGUUGUGUUUAUCUUCAAAGUAACGUAGACGAUCUUCAAAAUGCUGUUAUUGGCUUGAGAAGGGAGCUAACUGAGGAGCAGGGCAACAGCAGUGAUCUUGAACGAAAUAUCGAUGAACUUCAAACUACCCUUUCUGACUUGCGAAGGGAGCUAACUGAGCAACGAAGACGUUGCAGUUAUUUACAAAGAAGUAACAUGGCACUCCAAGCUAGCACCAGUGACCUCGGAAGAGAGCUUACUGAGUACAAGAAACAGUUGACAAAUGAGAAGGGUGUAACUGCAAAACUCAAGGAACAACUAGUUGAAAGGAACCAAACGAUUGAUAAUUUACGCAAAGUUGCUGAGGACACAGAAACCCAGUUAUCUGAAUUGAAGGUACAGAAAGCAUGGAUGCCGAAUCGGUGCAUGACAUAUAUAGGCAAAUGUUUGUCGAGCUUUUGUCAGGUGAGUGUUAGCUGGCUGCCCAAAUGGUUUCAAAGAAAGCGGGAAGAAACGAAGAGAAGUUAAAUGUAUUAACAGUAGUCUCGGAUAUGCAAGCAUGCUCAGCGUUGUGAUGAUGAAGGAAAUUAUCCUUCGACAAGACUUCAUUAUACCAUCAAGCUAGAAAUCAUAAAAGGAUGGUGAUGAUAAUUCUUUGGAGGAAUUUACACAUUGCAAAUGACUGCAAACAACUUCAUACAUUUUUUUCUGGAAGUAACUGCCAACUUCACUGCAUAUACCAAAAGUGGAGGGUGAACACGUUCAGGCAUCUUUACAGAACAAAAGAACUAAAAUGUAGUUAGUUAUUUUGCGAGUAUCUUAAGAUUUACAGAUUUAGCAUAAGCUUUUGAUAAUGUUUCACAAUUUCAACAAAAUUAAACUUUGCCGUCUUAUUACUUCUCUCAUUCAUCUUUUUUUGCCAUUUUUGAAAAGUUAAAAGAGCGCGUAGUAUUGGUGUGAUAUUAAUAAUGUAUGAAGAUCCUUAGGAUGCAUAAAAUGUGACCAAGCAAAAUGAUAGCAGACUCGGGUUGAUGGAGUCCGUUCAUGAAAAGUAAUGGAAUGUGAAACACCUCUCGGCCCCAUUUUCCAGUAAAAAAUAAAUGAUAUAGAUUCGUUUUCUAGAUCACAAUGUUAUGUAUUUUUUUAUCUAUUUUCUAAAUGGGGUGCGAAAGUAAAAUGAAUGAAAAUAUACUUUUGCGUGAUUAGAUAUUUUUGAAAUUUUGACUUGUUAUUAUCAACAUGCUGAUCUAAAUAUGUGUUUAGUUUGAAAAUAGUACUUUCUGUUCUUUUCAAAAUGGUUGUAAAAUAACAAAUGACAGUUUAGUACAUCUUAGUAAUUUUAUUAUAUUGUCAUUACUCUGUUUGUUGUUAUAUUGACAGAUUUGAUUGUAUAUGAAUAAUACUCAGUUUGAUGCAUUGUUGUAUUGGUUUACUUUUACAGGCAUGUAUUUAAAAUAUUCUGCAGUGUAUAGCCUUCAUGUUUAUUUAAUCAUUUUCGCUUUUAUGUAUUAUUAAUUUUAGAUAAUCCCAUACUUUUAUUCCUAGGAGGAACUUUUAAUUCAGUAAAUCUGUUAGCCUUAUUGUGAAAUAAAACUUCACUAACUGA